AUGAAAGAAUCAAAUGUAGGGGAAACAUUUGUUCUAGGUCGCAUUCACCAUGCCCUGGGUAACACCAGUCAAGCUGUGGCUUAUCUUCAGCAAGGUCUGCAGAUUGCUGAGCACCUUGGCCAUAGGGAAGAAGAAGCCCGAAUUCGUCACCGACUGGGUUUGGCCCUGUGGGGUCAUGGAGACCUUGAGGGCUCACAAGUGCAACUAGAAAGAGCUGCUCUUCUUUUGGAACUGGUUCGAAGAGAGUCACCUCCUACUGUAUCAUCUGAUUAUAAAAUGGCUCUAUAUGACCUGCAGACUGCAUCCUACCAAGCACUUCAGAGAGUAUUAGUAGGUCUCAACCGACCAGAAGAGGCUCUGCUUGUAGCAGAACGUGGUCGUACAAGAGCUCAUGCAGAACUUCUACUGGAGAGACAAGCCCGAGCUGCAGCCUUAAACGGAAGUGGUAACAGCCUCACAGGAAGCACUCUGCGUAAUGCACUGCCCCCUCGCCCAGCUGAAGACAAUGCACCUAGCUCAGUGGAGCAAUUGGUGGAGAUUGUGAACAGGCAGAAGGCAUCUGUUUUAUACUACAGUCUAGCUGCUGGCUAUCUGUACUGCUGGUUUAUUGUCCCUGGAAAGGGUGUUGUAAGAUUUCAUGAGGUGGCAGUCAGUGAGGUGGAAGCAGAGAGAGAAGGUGAGGCAGCAAGUACAGGAGGCAGUGGCAGCACGGGAGGAGAAGAACUGCUGGCAACUACAGGCUCAUUAUUGGAAUGCUACAUUCAAAAUGUUAGAGAUGCUCUUGGAAUUGACACUGUGACUUCACGAGGAGGAUCCCUUGCAAAUCUUGCUGACCACGGAAGCGAUCGGGAUCCUGGCGAUGCCUGGGCUCAACAUCUGGAGGAGUUAGGCGACCGACUGAACCAGGAUGGGGACAGAACUGGCUUCUUGAGAAUGGUGAAUAGGAAUCACCUGUUCAAUUCAAGCAACUACAGCUUAAGUAGCCUGUUCAGCUUGGGGAGUGUGGGAGGCAGUGUAGCAAGUGGAGGGCCCACUUCUCGUCCUGGUAGCACUCGGUCACGGCGUCAUGCUCCAGCACAUCCAUCGUGGCAAGGACCAGCCUGCCUUGGGGCUCUGUACCAGCUGCUCAUUGCUCCCUUUGAAGACUGUUUGCCUUCUACGUGUGGCAAGAACACUGGAGCCUUGCCUCAUGGAAAGGGCUGUGCUGGCCGUCGGGAAUUAUUAUUGGUUCUGGAAGGAGAGCUUUACUUGGUGCCCUUCCCUGUCCUGAAACCAUCUGGUGGAGGUGUGGAUGGUUCUGAGUACCUGUGUGAGCGCUUCUCUUUGCUGGUGGUGCCUUCUCUUACCUCAUUACGCAACAGUCAACGCACAGCUCGAACAGGGCUUCUGGCAAAAGCUUCCAGUUCUACAAGUGGAGCGGGAGGCCUGGAUGCAGGACAAGGAGGGUCAGGUAGCAGUAGUGGAGGAACUGCAGGAAUGUCUGCAAUGGUGGUGGGCAACCCACGCUUGCCAACAUCGGUCACAGAACAGUGGGGUUGGGGAGACCUUCCCUAUGCAGAGCAGGAGGCCGCCAUGGUUGCAGAGAUGUUACAAGCAAAGGCUCUUGUUGGAUCUCAGGCAAAUAAAGAAGCAGUUUUGCGGCAAAUCAGUGAUGCUGAGUGUGUCCAUCUUGCUUGUCAUGUCAGCUGGAAAUUGUGUGCUGUGGUGCUGUCACCUGGGGAUGUUGUUGACUCCCAACAGAGCAAGCGCUUCUUUGCUGCCGCCACUGCACCACCUGGUUCGGACCAAGGCCAUGAGCAAGGAGAUGAAGAUGGCUCAGAGGUUUCAUCAACAAUGGAACUUCCAUCUCUACCUGAGUUCCUCCUGACAGCAGCAGAAUUAUUGCAGCUCAGACUAUCAGCAAGGCUUGUGGUUGUAAGCUCCAGUCACACCAGAGAUCAUCAUGGAAGAGCUUGUGCUGAUGGCGUGGUGGGCCUGACAAGAGCCCUCCUGGCGGCCGGUGCGCAGUGUGUGUUGGUAUCCUUAUGGCCAGUGCCAGACACAGCAACACGCAUUUUACUACGAGCAUUCUACUCUGCUCUUCUGCAGGGUUCACGUGUAAGUCGGGCAUUGGCAGAGGCUAUGUUGACUGUGCAACACACAAAGCAUUUUGCACACCCAGCCAACUGGGCGGGAUUUGUAUUGGUUGGGGCAGAUGUGCGGCUUAGUAAUAAAGUGGCUCUAAUGGGACAAGCAUUGUGUGAACUGCUACGCAACCCAGAGAAAUGCCGUGAUGCUUUAAGAGUCACCUUACACCUGGUUGAGAAGUCUUUGCAGCGUAUUCAUCGUGGCCAGAAGAACGCCAUGUAUACAACACAAAAGAGCAUUGAGAACAAAGUGGGUAUGGUGUCAGGUUGGAAGGAACUUCUGAUGUCUGUAGGCUUCCGGUUUGAGCCUGCAGCAAAUGGAAUUCCAAGUUCUGUGUUCUUCCCUCAAAGUGACCCAGAUGAGCGUCUAACCCAGUGCAGUGCUAGCCUCCAAGCUUUAUUAGGUCUCUCAAGCACAUCUCUACAUGCUCUAUCAAAGCUUAUGUCCAAUGUAGAAGUGGCAGAUGAUAUUAUUAGUGUCAUUCGUCAAGUAAUGGGCCAGUUUGGCAUGAAGAAUCUCGAUACUGAUAGUGUUGAGGUUCCAAUCAGUGUCAAGUUAUGGAGAGUGCCAGGCUGUCAUGAACUUCUGGCAUCCUUAGGUUUUGAUCUGAUGGAGGUAGGACAAGAUGAAGUAACCUUGCGUACAGGAAAACAGGCUAAUAGACGGAACAUCCAAUUUGUGCUCCAGGCUCUUCUGGCACUCUUUGACACGCAGGAGGCGCCGCGCAGCCUGAGCCUGGACUCAUCGAGCUCCCUGGAGUCGCUGGCGUCGCUGGACGGGGACGAGGACGCGGUGCGAGGCGCGGGCGCCGGGGCGCUGCGCUCACGCUCGCCGCCGCCGGCCGUGGCC
This is a messenger RNA of Gryllus bimaculatus (two-spotted cricket), 2976 nucleotides long. The record is from the annotation of a GenBank genome assembly. Lineage: Eukaryota; Metazoa; Arthropoda; Insecta; Orthoptera; Gryllidae.